Messenger RNA from Eubalaena glacialis (North Atlantic right whale), 2098 nucleotides. It is a transcript of the gene NUSAP1, whose product is annotated as nucleolar and spindle associated protein 1. Bases 80 to 1417 code for a protein of 445 amino acids. Gene Ontology annotation, biological process: establishment of mitotic spindle localization; mitotic cytokinesis; mitotic chromosome condensation. Gene Ontology annotation, molecular function: microtubule binding. NCBI's taxonomy places the organism in Eukaryota, Metazoa, Chordata, Mammalia, Artiodactyla, Balaenidae. The transcript is spliced from 11 exons. The record is from RefSeq and is a predicted model, not a curated record. Gene Ontology annotation, cellular component: microtubule; mitotic spindle; nucleolus.
AGUGGCGCCAGAGUUUUGAACGGCGCUUUUGGGAGUGGAGGGCCGAUCCUCUGCGUGGUCGCCUGGAUUGCAGUUCGCCAUGACCGUCCCCUCCCUUGAGGAGCUGGACUCCUUCAAGUACAGUGACCUGCAGAACUUGGCCAAGAGUCUGGGCCUCCGGGCUAACCUGAGGGCAGACAAGUUGUUAAGAGCCUUAAAAGCCCACCUUAAAAAUGAAGCAAGAAAAGAAAAUGAGAAUCAGGAUGAAAUUCAAACUUCUGCAUCUUCUUGUGAUGAGAUUGAGGUACAGCUCAGCAGCCAGGAACAAGCUGAGAGGGAGCCAGUUGGCCAUGUCACCAAAACAAGGAGAAGGCGCAGGACUGUCCGCAGGAGCCCUGACUCCCAGCAGGAUCAUUCAGAGAUAAAAGUAUGUGAUCCUACUGAAUUCCAGAAUCAAGAAAAGCAUGAAAACCAGGCUCUCAGAACUGCUGUAGAAGCUCCUUCUCUACCAAACAAGAGUCAAGAUGAGAAUGCAGUGCCCUCAGGAAAAAGUGGAAUAAAUGGUAAUGAAGGUCCAAAGAUACCUUCAGAAAGAAAGAAGUCUCUCUACACAAAUGGGUUUUCCAAACGUGGAAAAAAUAAAAGAACUGCAAGCACUACUCCAAAUUUUAAGAAGCUUCAUGAGGCUCGUUUUAAGGAAAUGGAGUCCAUUGAUCAAUAUGUUGAGAGAAAAAAGAAACAUUUUGAAGAACACAAUUCAUUUAAUGAACUGAAGAAGCAGCCCGGCACUAAGGGAGUGGCGGCAACUCCAGUUCCUCCCCGAGAAAGACUCUCUGUGGCUUGUACCCCCGCCAGCCAACGGGGCUCACAAGGCCGGCCCCACGCAGGCCGUAGCACCUUGUGUGUGAAGGGGCUGGCCAAGCGCUCCGCGCUCUCAGCAACUAAGAUGAACGUCAGGUUUUCAGCUGCUACUAAAGAUAAUGAGCAUAAGCGUUCACUGACCAAGACUCCAGCCAGAAAGUCUCCACAUGUGACCACAUCUGGGAGUACCCCAAAAGGCCAGGCUGUGCUCGGGACACACAAGUUAAAGACCACAAGGGCUGAAUCUGCUGCUGUUAUUACCCCGUUCAAUUUGACAACUGAGGCAGCGCAGACUCCGAUCUCCCAUAGAAAACCAGUGUUUGAUCUCAAAGCAAGUUUGUCUCGUCCCCUCAACUAUGAGCCACACAAAGGAAAACUGAAACCAUGGGGACAAUCUAAAGAAAACAGUUCUCUGAAUGAACAUGUCAACAGAGUUAGCUUACACAAGAAAAGUUAUAAACAACCUCAUCUCCAGACCAGGGAGGAGCAACGGAAGAAACAUGAGCAAGAACGAAAGGAGAAGAAAGCAAAGGUUCUGGGAGUGCGAAGGGGCCUCAUUAUGGCUGAACAUUCAUAAUUUAAUAUCCUGUAAAUAUUCCUUUUCUCUGAACCCUCUUUUGUAAAUAUUUUUGUACUGUCCUCUCACUUUAGCCAGAAGACCUUUUUCUGCUCUUAACUUUGUUCAUAUAUAUGUAGUGUCUGUGGCUUCUUCACAUGUUUUACCCCUGAAAAGACAUUACUACCUUUAAAGCUCUCAAAUUCUUUUGAAAUAGUUUUUACCUAAGCCCCUGUACAACUAACUCAGUUUUCUAAAAAGACCCAUCCUAUAGAUUCUUGACCUAGAUUUUUAAGGUCAAGUUCCCUCUGCUGGCUCUAAUAACAGAACUUCAGUCCUCUUCUAGGCAAAAGCACUUACCUGAUGGUAGCUAAUUAUACUACAGACUUUAGUAGAAAUUGAACAAUAACAAGUUAUGAAUAGGGUAAGCUGUGAAAGGCCACCUCUUCAUCCUCUAGAGAACCUAGUAGUCUUACCGAAACUGUGGGCCAUAUGGGUUUGUAAGGUAUCAAUAUUUUAUCUAUGCGAAAUGUUUCAUUUAAGCUUCUGUGUACCUUUUUCAGAUCACUUCAUGUAAUUGUCAAUUACAUAUCUCAAUUACGUAUCUUUUUUUUUUUUUUUUCCUCAAUGUAUUAAAAAUAAAACUCUACAGCUCAUUCUGGCCUGGCUUAUUUAGAAAUAUACAGGGUCGUAUUGAAAUUU